Messenger RNA from Syngnathus typhle (broad-nosed pipefish), 3232 nucleotides. RefSeq names its product oocyte zinc finger protein XlCOF6-like. Lineage: Eukaryota; Metazoa; Chordata; Actinopteri; Syngnathiformes; Syngnathidae. The transcript is spliced from 3 exons. The record is from RefSeq and is a predicted model, not a curated record. The coding region runs from base 142 to 2532 and encodes 796 amino acids. Gene Ontology annotation, biological process: negative regulation of transcription by RNA polymerase II; regulation of cytokine production; regulation of immune system process.
AGGAAGUAAACCGUGCGUGGUUGAAAUCCUCAAACAGAAGCGCGUCGCCUUCCAUUCGGCUGCAUCCGAUAAACACGCAACGUAUGUGGUGGAUCAGUAACAUUAGUUACACGACAACCGUAACGACGAAAGAGUGGGAAAAUGUCUGCAAGGACCACAGCAGCAAAGUACGUGAAAGAAAAGGACCGCUGUCGUCGACGACUGGAACAUCUUUGGCUGCAGCCUUAUGUUGUGUUGCGCAGAGCAGACAUCAGUGAAGCUAUUCGUCCUAAGCAGGAGGAGCCGGACCGCACACGCAUUAAAGACGAAGAUGUGGGCAAGGAGGUCCACCACUUCAAUGAACAAAUGGAGCAGAAGUUUCUUUGCACUAAAAAAAAAGAUGAAGAGCCGGAGCGGCCUUGUCAGAAAGAGGACGGAGAGGACUCCUGCGACAUCAAAAAGGAGGAGGAAGAUACCUGCGAGAUGCCAUUGACUGGUGUACUUGUGAAGCGUUUAGAUGAGGCUCAACGUGAGGUGAGCAAAGGGGCGGAGCCUCCAAGCUGUAGCUCAAGUCCACAUAUGACCAGAGAAGGUGAUGGAGACCACUGUGGGGAAUCACAAGCAGCUCCACCAUCAGAUAGUGAUGACGUGUCGUCACAUGUUCCUGCUGAUGAUGAUGACUCUCAAAACAAACACAGGCAAUGUUCUCACUGUGGAAUUUGUUUUGCUCAUAGCAGUAGUUUGAAACAACACAUGAGAAUGCACACAAGAAAGACAAACUUUUCCUGUUCAGAUUCUGGCAAAAAUUUCUCUCAGAGGGGACAUUUAAAUACGCACACAAGAACCCACAGUGGCGAGAAACCUUUUUCAUGCUCAGUUUGUGGCCAAAAAUUCCUCACGAGGGUUUUUUUAAACAGGCACACAAGAAUCCACACUGGUGAAAAACCUUUCCCAUGCUCAGUUUGUGGCCAAAUAUUCUCUCAGAGGGGACAUUUAAAUAUGCACACAAGAAUCCACACUGGCGAGAAACCUUUUUCAUGCUCAGUUUGUGGCCAAAAGUUCUCUCAGAGGGGAUAUUUAAACACGCACACAUUAACCCACACUGGCGAGAAACCUUUUUCAUGCUCAGUUUGUGGGCAAAAGUUCUCUCAGCGGGGAAGUUUAAAUACGCACACAAGAAUCCACACUGGCGAGAAACCUUUUUCAUGCUCAGUUUGUGGCCAAAAGUUCUCUCGGAGGGGAACUUUAAAUAUGCACACAAGAAUCCACACUGGCGAGAAACCUUUUUCAUGCUCAGUUUGUGGCCAAAAAUUCUCUCAGAGGGGAACUUUAAAUAUGCACACAAGAAUCCACACUGGCGAGCAACCUUUUUCAUGCUCAGUUUGUGGGCAAAUAUUCUCUCAAAGGGGACGUUUAAAUACGCACACAAGAAUCCACACUGGCGAGAAACCUUUUUCAUGCUCGGUUUGUGGCCAAAAGUUCUCUCAAAGGGGAAGUUUAAAUACGCACACAAGAAUCCACACUGGCGAGAAACCUUUUUCAUGCUCAGUUUGUGGCCAGAAAUUCUCUCAGAGGGAACAUUUAAAUAUCCACACAAGAACCCACACUGGCGAGAAACCUUUUUCAUGCUCAGUUUGUGGCCAAAAGUUCUCUCAGAAGGGAAGUUUAAACACGCACACAUUAACCCACACUGGCGAGAAACCUUUUUCAUGCUCAGUUUGUGGCCAAAAGUUCUCUCACAGGGGAAGUUUAAAUAUGCACACAAGAAUCCACACUGGCGAGAAACCUUUUUCAUGCUCAGUUUGUGGCCAAAAAUUCUCUCAGAGGGGAACUUUAAAUAUGCACACAAGAAUCCACACUGGCGAGAAACCUUUUACAUGCUCACUCUGUGGCCAAAAAUUCCACACGGGGGGGCAUUUAAAUACGCACACAAGAAUCCACACUGGCGAGAAACCUUUUUCAUGCUCAGUUUGUGGGCAAAAGUUCUCUCAGGGGGGAGGUUUAAAAAUUCAUACAAGAAUCCACACUGGCGAGAAACCUUUUUCAUGCUCAGUUUGUGGCCAGAAAUUCUCUCGGAGAGGAAGUUUAAAUAGGCACACAAGAAUCCACACUGAUGAGAAACCUUUUUCAUGCUCAGUUUGUGGCCAAAGGUUCUCUCGGAGGCGAAAUUUAAAUAUGCACACAAGAACCCACACUGGCGAGAAACCUUUUUCAUGCUCAGUUUGUGGCCAGAAAUUCUCUCAUAGGGUAAAUUUAAACAGGCACACAAGAAUCCACACUGGUGAGAAACCUUUUUCAUGCUCAGUUUGUGGCCGAAAGUUCUCCUGUAGGCAAAGUUUAAAUAUACACACAAGAAUCCACACUGGUGAGAAACCUUUUUCAUGCUCAGUUUGUGGCCAACAAUUCUCUAUAAAGGGAAACUUAGACAGUCAUACAAGAAUCCACACUGGCGAGAAACCUUUUUCAUGCUCAGUUUGUGGCCAAAUGUUCUCUCAGAGGGGAAAUUUAAACACGCACACAAGAAUCCACACUGCCGAGAAACCUUUUUUGUGAUCAGUUUGUGGCCAACAAUUCUCUAUAAAGGGAAACUUAAACAGUCAUACAAGAAUCCACACUGGCGAGAAAGCUUUUUAAUGCUCAGUUCGGCCAAACAGUCUCUCAGUGUUAAACUUAAUCAGGCACGCAGGAGCCCACACUGGAGAGAAACUUUUUGCCUGCCCAGUCAGUUGCCAAAGAGUCUUUAUUAAGAAUUCUGAGUGUUUUGGAGAGAUGAGCAAUGAUCCAUGGAGUUCUCACCUUCUAUUUGAGCAGACUUUAUGAGUUAAUGCAUCAGUGAUCGUUCUAUUCUAGUAUGCACCUUUUGAUUGAGAUGCUGAACUCCUUUAAGUUCAAUUCAUUUUAGUUUUACCUAUGAAUUUGAAAAUAAAAUUAACCGGCCUCGGGAUGAUAAUAGUUUUGUAUUUCAUGAUACUUGAAGUUUGUUUUGUUUUUAGUUGUGUGUUCAUAUUUAGGGCAAGUUGCUUGGUUCUUAUUAGUGUUGGUUCAGGAUUUUGUUUUCUUCAGCUUUUCAUGUUCAUGCCUGGAAAGCGGACUUUAAACCGAUGAUGAUGUGGAUAAGAAAAGUGAAAUAGUGUUGGAUAUCCCCCAUUUUUCUUCAACAGUCUUUUUUGUUACUUUACCUUACUAAUAACAUGUUAAAAUGUACUCGAGAUGUAUUAAGACAUUUCAUUAAAGAGUGUUUUACCUCACAGUA